This is a messenger RNA of Vanessa tameamea, 435 nucleotides long. RefSeq names its product RNA-binding protein Rsf1-like (gene Rsf1). Gene Ontology annotation, cellular component: nuclear speck. Gene Ontology annotation, biological process: mRNA splicing, via spliceosome. The record is from RefSeq and is a predicted model, not a curated record. Gene Ontology annotation, molecular function: mRNA binding. The transcript has a single exon. Lineage: Eukaryota; Metazoa; Arthropoda; Insecta; Lepidoptera; Nymphalidae. The coding region runs from base 1 to 435 and encodes 144 amino acids.
AUGAGCUCAGGAGGAACUCGCGUGUAUGUGGGCGGUCUCGUGGAGGGUAUCAAAAAAGAAGAUUUGGAACGAGAGUUCGAUAAAUACGGCAAGCUUAACUCCGUGUGGGUCGCACUUAACCCUCCAGGCUUUGCUUUCAUUGAAUUUGAAAACAUGCAGGAGGCUGAAGACGCUUGUAGCGCGAUGAAUGGUUUUGAAAUGCUAGGCGCGACAUUAAAAGUAGAGUUAUCGAGAAAAAGAGACGGUCCUCGUCGCGGCGGCGGUAACUUUAGAGGCGGUCGCGGGGGUAAUUUCAGAGGACGCUCAUUCGGAGGUUCCCCGGGUGGUCGAUCUUUCGGGGGCGGGCGACCUUUUAACCGUAACAGCCAAGGUAACGGAUAUGGUUCAGGCAACGGUGGAAAUUUCAGAUCUAGGUCACCACUCUCUCGAUUUUAA